AUUGGCUGACUGAGUACUUCCUCAGGACUCGGCCAUUCGGAGGGCGCCACAGCGGUCCCUCUAGCCGCCGCCCCGUGGCCGGCCCUCGGUCUUGGGACUGCGAGUUCUCUAUGCUGUUGGCGACGGCAUGUGGCGCCUACCGGGACUCCUGGGCCGCGCUCUUCCCCGUCUGCUGGGACCUGGCCUCUGGGGGGUGACCCCCAAGUCCACUAACCCAGCUGGGCCGCAGGCUGCAUCCUCCAACCUGCUGGUCCCUGUGCCCAGCUUUGACAGGUCAGGCCCCCAUGGCCCAGGCCCAGGCACAAAUAGGGGCCCAAGGUCCCAUGGGUGGAAGGAUGCCUUCCAGUGGAUGUCUUCCCGUAUUUCCCCAAACACCUUGUGGGAUGCUGUAUCAUGGGGCACUCUGGCUGUGCUGGCCCUGCAGCUGGCAAGGCAGAUCCACUUCCAGUCGUCCCUGCCAGCAGGACCUCGGCAAGCAGGGUGCUGCUCUUGGCACAGUCCCCUGGACCGUUUCCUCUCAUCUUCCUUGUGGCAUCCGUGCUCCUCACUUCGGAGACAUAUCCUCCCCAGCCCUGAUGUCCCAGCUCCCAGGCAUACUGAUCCCAGGGAACCCAGGCUGGGCCAGGAAGAAUGCUCCACUCAGCCCGAGAACCUCUCUUCACACAGCUCCUUGAGGGCGUCUGGUCCUCAGGGCCCUUGUGAGGAAGAUCCCAGUGAUCUCAGCUUCCUGUCCACCAGUGGUAACUUUCAACCCAGGGCAGAGCCAGCCCAGCUUCAGUCCACUGGAGAAAAGCAGGAACAAGAGAAGUCAAAAACUCUUUCCCUUGAGGAGGCUGUGACGUCCAUUCAGCAGCUCUUCCAGCUCACCAUUUCCAUUGCUUUCAACUUCCUGGGCACAGAGAACAUGAGGAAUGGGGACUACGUGGCAGCCUUUUCUUACUUCCAGAAAGCAGCAGACUACGGCUACAGCAAAGCACAAUACAACGUGGGCUUGUGUCACGAGCAUGGCAGAGGCACCCCCAAGGACCUGGGCAAGGCAGUCCUUUCCUACCAGCUGGCUGCCAGUCAGGGCCACAGGCUGGCUCAGUACCGCUACGCCAGGUGUCUGCUGCAAGGUCCGGCCUCCGAGGGGGCACCUAAGCGUCAGAGGGCAGUGUCCAUGCUGAAGCAGGCUGCUGAUUCGGGCUUGAGAGAGGCUCAAGCUUUCCUCGGGGUGCUUUUCACCAAGGAGCCACACCUGGAUGAGCAGAGCGCUGUGAAAUACUUUUGGCUUGCAGCCAACAAUGGGGACUCACAGAGCAGGUACCACUUGGGAAUUUGCUUUGAGAAGGGCCUUGGUGUGCGGAGGAGCCUGGGAGAGGCUGUAAGAUGUUACCAGCAGUCCGCGGCUCUGGGCAAUGAACCUGCCCAGGAGAGGUUGCAGACCCUCUUUUCCAUGGAGGCGGCAGGUAAAGCCCUGGGGACCAGCAACCUGGCAGUUAAAGGAUUGAAGUCCUUCUCCAGUCCCUCCCUCCACAGCUUCAACACUCUGCUGGCAGGGGCCUCCCACCUCCCACAUGCCUCGACCACAGGGAACCUUGGCCUCCUCUGUAGGAGUGGGUGUCUCAGAGCCAGCCCUGGAGCCCCCAACAUGACUCUCCCCCCGUUCAGCUAUCCCUUGGAAAGGAGUCUCGUCAGACUGGGUUUUGGCUAAGGUGAGAUAAGACCUAGUCACUGGUGCCUCUUACUGGUGUUGGGGGGCAGGGCAGAGAGGUUGGCUGGUAAGAAAAAAUGGUGUCAGUGUCCUUUUCCAAAGGUGGACAUGCCAGUGGGAGCUGAGGGUCUCAAGCAAUUUCAAGUACGUGGCCCAUGAAUGACUUUGACCUUUCCCCCAAUUGGUAGCCUCCCAGAUGAGAAGUGGAAACAUCCACAGUGAUUUCUGGUUCUGUGCACAAAAGGGAUUCAUUCAGUGACCUGUGAAAAACUCUCCUGAAGGGUCCAGAGACCCUGGACCUCACCUUAGCCUAUGACCUUGAGUAAAACCCUUACCUGUUUCCUCCCAUGCCUCAGUUUCCUCAGGCUCCGACUAUAUCAGUUUUUGCCAACAUCUGAUGUAUGUGCCUCUGGUGGUUCAUGAGAGGAUUUUAGGUACUCAAUAUUUUCUAUCUUACUAGUUGGAUAUUUAAUAAAUGGAUAAUUAAUAAUGUAAAAAUGUGACUAGCACAUCAUGGUUUCACAGAUAUUAAAAAUAAUCCAUUUAAAGAAAAACAUUGUGAAAUUGGAUAAAGGGGAACACAGAUCUGGAGAGGUGGCAAAAACCAUGAGGGUGGUUCCAUGAAUGGCUAAAACUCAGAGAACACUUAAUCAGGCCAUUCUCAAGAUAAGCCCCAACAUUCGCUUUUAUUCAUCCCCUAUGAAUUCAUGAUCAUCUCCCAUUUCACCUUUGAUUUGGAAGGAACGAGUUUCUUGCCUACAUGCUUACCGUAUCUGCUUGACUUUUUCAGAUCCUCUCACUUCAGCCCUAAAGAAGGGAGCCUGUAGGUUCUCAGAGAGAUACCACAACUUGAGCCCCAGAGCAGAGGCCAGUUGUUCUCAACUUCCUAAAGAACCUUAAGUACCUGCCCCAGCACAGUAAAGAAGAAAGUGUGUGAAGACCCAGGUCCGGGCCAUGUCCGCUUGAAGCAGUGACCUGACCCACUACACUGUUUUCUCAGUUGUAAACCAAAGGCACUGGUGUCUGCCCUUCUACCCUACUGAGCCUAUGUGGGGCAUUUUGUGGCAGAAAGGACCUUGGUCCUCACUGAAGCCCAGGGAGGCGGAGUGGUGCCCAUGGUUACCAGGAGAAGACCCAGGCCCCCUGACUCAUAGCCCAGGGCUCUUUUGUGCCUUUCACACUGUAGAUUUACCUGAAAGUGUUCUUGUCAUCUGGCCAAUGUGAGGGAGGAAGUGGAGACUGAGCGCCUGGAGGUUUGCAGCAGGGAAGUGUAGAUUUAGAGAUCCUUGUUUGUGAAAGGUAUGCCAGAAAUGGAUUAGAGUUUAAUAAAAUAGAUAUUGGAUUAUCUCA
Mustela lutreola (European mink) is the source of this 3043-nucleotide messenger RNA. RefSeq names its product DAP3 binding cell death enhancer 1 (gene DELE1). Lineage: Eukaryota; Metazoa; Chordata; Mammalia; Carnivora; Mustelidae. The transcript is spliced from 12 exons. The record is from RefSeq and is a predicted model, not a curated record. Bases 128 to 1693 code for a protein of 521 amino acids. Gene Ontology annotation, molecular function: protein binding.